CUUUCUUUUUAUUUUGGCUUUCCUAAUUUCAAUUUAAGCAAAGCACACACUAUGUCGAACCCAAUUAAGGUCAAAGAUACGGAAGGCAAUGACGUUCAGUUGUCUCUUAGUGAGACGCAGUUGACUAUUGAUAAUCUCGCUACACUCGAAAAGCAGCUUCUCCUCUUCGAUACAAUCUAUGCCGUUAACCACGAUAAGAGUAAUGCAACGCUUGUAAUUCAUGUAGCUUUAAAAGACGAGAAUACCUUGGUUGAGAAAGACAAGGAAAAUACACUUCAAAAAAGAAAGACGUUGACAAAUAUACGCCCAGCAGAUGUUCGAUGGCAUUUAAAUCAGUAUACUUUCCAUUUUAGACAAAGUAGCAAUAAAAAGGAAGAGAGCAACGACAAGUAUGAGAAUAGCUCUACGAAUAGUUUGAAAGAAAGUAUAUUUAUUGAGCAAUUGUGUCAAAGCACAGUGCCCCAUCAGUCUAAAUCCUCGAGCACCAAAGUCUAUGUGUUCCUGAAUCCAACGUCCGGUGAGCAGCAAUCUGGAGCGUAUUGGAAAGAUAUUGUUAAACCAAUGUUGCUAAAUGCUGGUUUCCAGGAACUCAAUAUUGCAAAAAUAAACACUGAACGGAACGGUAAAACACGUGUGUUGGCCGAGAAUUUGGGUCGGCGUAUUCAAUUAAACGAGGAUGGUGAUCUAUUAGACCCAAUCAUCAUCAGCAUGGGUGGUGAUGGUACCUUACAUGAAAUUAUGAACGGUCUUGCUGAUGCAAUAAGUGAUGGUAUGUCAGGUGGUGUUGUAACACAGCAGAAACAACAUCGUUGUUUCCGCGUUGGCGUUAUUCCGACUGGUUCUGGAAACGCCUUUGCUCUUGGUUUAAAUCUUCAAAGUGUUGAGCAUGCUGCAGCAAAAAUCAUUAAAGGAUUAGAAGAGAAGCCAUUUUCAUUCAUGGACGUCAAGCUUGGUCAUGUUGAGCAUCCGGAACGUGAGGAUUGGCAUAACCAGUCCAUCAGUUACGAUAACAAGGGAAAACCUAUCCGUCUGCUUGUGGUAAUGAGUUGGGGAUUUCAUGCUCAAAUAGUCUCCAAAUCUAGAUAUUUGAGAUACUUUAUGGGUAAUAAACGGUUUUCGCUGGUUGCUAUGUUCUUACUCCUCUUUCUGCAGCAGUAUGAAGGGGAGCUGGUUUUGAACAAUUUCAAAAAGUACAAUCCUGAUACAGAUAUGUUUGUCAGCACGAAUGAUGGAGAUCAAUUGAUACUAAGUAGUAAUGACCAAGAGCAAAAGAAAUUUACAUACUUUGUUGUAAGUAAGCAACAUUCAUUGGAAAAGGGGUUUCGAAUUGCACCCUUCGCUUCCCCUCUCACAGAUGAUUUGGAUAUUGUUCUCAUGCGCAAUGCCAAUGCCGACGCUUUAACUAAAGCGAGUAUGGCUGCAUUCCAAGGCGGCGAGCAUGUCAAGUCCAGUGAUGUAGAAUAUUACAAAGCAAAAGAGCUACUACUCCGAGUGAAAGAAAAAGCUGAACUAUGCCUUGAUGGCGAAGUCAUCUCGUUACCUGCAAAAGGCAUCCUUAACGUUAAAGUGGUAACAACAGACCCAUCAUCAUUCACAAUUUUUGUUUAAUACAAAAA
Molecule: messenger RNA, 1616 nt
Organism: Mycotypha africana
Lineage: Eukaryota; Fungi; Mucoromycota; Mucoromycetes; Mucorales; Mycotyphaceae
Product: ATP-NAD kinase-like domain-containing protein
Exons: 1
Coding region: 52-1608 (518 amino acids)
Molecular function (GO): kinase activity
Source: RefSeq, a predicted model, not a curated record